UGAUCGCUUUGGGGCAGAGCACAUGGUGCUUAUUUCUGAUUAUUUUAUCAAUUAAAUUAUUGUUUGUUAGGUAGACCAGACUAAACAAGAAUGUCUAGCCAUGUUGUUGAUUUACGUUCGGACACUGUCAGCCAACCGACUCCCGAAAUGCGAGCUCGCAUGGCCUCGGCUGUGAUUGGUGAUGAUGUUUAUGGGGAGGAUCCGACAGUGAAUGAGCUGGAGUCCAGGACAGCGGCCAUUUUUGGCAAGGAAGCUGGCCUAUUUGUGGCCAGUGGCACCAUGGGAAAUCUGCUGGCAAUUAUGGUUCAUUGCCAGCAACGCGGCACGGAGGCUAUAGUGGGCGAUUUAUCGCACAUCUUUCUGUAUGAGCAAGGCGGUGCCGCUCAGUUGGCUGGUGUGCAAUUAGCCGCGAUUAAGAACGAGCGAGAUGGCACCUUUAGUCUCUCGGAAUUGCGCCGCAAGAUACGACACAAUGAUAUCCAUGAGCCAAUCACCUCUAUGGUUGUGGUUGAGAACACCCACAAUAUUUGCGGUGGCAAGGUAAUUCCACUGGCCUAUCUGGAUGAACUUGCCUCGAUAGUGCGACAGCCGGGCUUGGGAUGUCCCCGGGUGCGCAUAGCUCUGCAUAUGGAUGGUGCCAGAGUGUUUAAUGCAGCCGCCGCCUUGGGCGUGAGUGUGGAGCGCAUUUGUCGGGAUUUCGAUUCGGUGUCUAUUUGCCUGAGCAAGAGCUUAUCGGCGCCAGUAGGCUCCGUGCUGGUAGGCUCAGCGGCCUUCAUUUCAGAAGCUCGACGUCUGCGUAAAGCUGUGGGCGGAGGCAUGCGUCAAGUGGGCAUUUUAGCUGCUGCUGGAUUAGUAGCUUUAGAACAAGUAGUUCCACUACUUGGCAAAGAUCAUGAGCGCACCAAGCGCAUUGCUGAGGCCAUUGAUAGUUUAAACAGUCCCAAUAUCGGUGUAACUCUUCCAAGUGUUCAAAGUAAUAUACUUUUGGUAGAAAUCAAACAGCCAAAGAUUUUACCUACUGCAUUGGCCGAACGUUUGGCUACCGUUGAGCCUGAAGAGCUGACAGCUGGAGUCACCGACAAAGAUGGCUUGGGCAUUGUUGUUAAAGCCUGUGCCCGUGAUUGGCCCUUUGCCAGAUUGGUGCUCUAUCAUCAGGUGAACGACGAACAGGUGGAACUGGUCAUCAAGAAACUGACAUACAUUAUCAAGCAAUAUGAUGCCCGUUUUUGUUAAAUGGCAAAAGAUAUUGCUUUGAUUCUUUCAAUAAAUAAAAACAAAAUAAAGAGAAACAAACAA
Molecule: messenger RNA, 1296 nt
Organism: Drosophila willistoni
Lineage: Eukaryota; Metazoa; Arthropoda; Insecta; Diptera; Drosophilidae
Product: probable low-specificity L-threonine aldolase 2
Exons: 6
Coding region: 91-1233 (380 amino acids)
Biological process (GO): glycine biosynthetic process; L-threonine catabolic process
Cellular component (GO): cytosol
Molecular function (GO): L-allo-threonine aldolase activity
Source: RefSeq, a predicted model, not a curated record